Platichthys flesus (European flounder) is the source of this 4474-nucleotide messenger RNA. RefSeq names its product suppressor of tumorigenicity 14 protein homolog. The transcript has 19 exons. The record is from RefSeq and is a predicted model, not a curated record. Lineage: Eukaryota; Metazoa; Chordata; Actinopteri; Pleuronectiformes; Pleuronectidae. The coding region runs from base 559 to 3108 and encodes 849 amino acids. Gene Ontology annotation, biological process: acrosome reaction; proteolysis. Gene Ontology annotation, molecular function: serine-type endopeptidase activity; protein binding.
CCUGUUUCCGGGUUCUUGUGUUCAGGUGCGUCGCUCCCUCCGGUUUCUCCGCUGUUCGAACACGCUGCUCAACCCGCUGUUCCACCGACCCGGCGCCGGUACCGAGAUCCGGAGACAGAACCGGAAGCUCGGAUCAAAGAUCAGACUUCACACCGGAGGAUUUCUUUCAUUUUGAGGGGGACACCUGUUUCACCUGCCUGCUCACCUGUCUCACCUGUCUCACUUCUCACCUGCCUUCUCAUCUGUCUCACCUGUCUUCUCACCUGUCUCACCUGUCUCUGCUCACCUGUUUUGCUCACCUGUCUCACUUGUCUUCUCUCCUGUCUUCUCACCUGUCUCACCUGUCUCUGCUCACCUGUUUUGCUCACCUGUCUCACUUGUCUUCUCUCCUGUCUUCUCACCUGUCUCACCUGUCUCUGCUCACCUGUCUCACUUGUCUUCUCUCCUGUCUUCUCACCUGUCUCACCUGUUGUCCCAUCUAUGGCGGAUCAGCCUUAAAAAAAAAAAAAACUAAAAACACGAACGUAGAACGAGCGGAACCUGCGGAUCUGUGACGUCAUGGAUUUACUGGACUCGGGACAGAAGUUCAGUCCGACUCGGCAGGACACUGACUGGGACACGACCCACCAGUUCCUGCCGGCCGCAGACAACGAUCACCUGGAGAAGAAGCCCGGACGCAGGAGGACGCUGUGGGUCGGACUCGGCCUCGUGCUCUCAGCCGCCGCCGUGUCUCUGCUGACCGGACUGCUGGUGUGGCACUUCCACUUGCGAAGUGACGUCCGGGUGAAGCGGGUCUACAUCGGCUCCAUGGGGAUCCGGGACCAGAACUUCCUGCCGGAGUACGAAGAUCCCAGCAGUCCACAGUUCUCUAGCCUGGCCACUCUGGUCAGCAAACAGCUGAAGCUGAUUUAUUCUAAAAACUCUGUUCUGACCAAAUACUUCCAAGGCUCCUCGGUCCAGGCCUUCAGUGAGGGGGACAGUGGCAGCGACAGCCUGGUGGCGUACUACGAGUCGGAGUUCGAUAUCCCCGUCCCCCAGGAGGCGUCCCUGGACGAGGCCAUCAAGUCCCUGGAGCCGCCGGCAGGAAGUCAGCAGAGCCAGAAGGGACGGAUGCUCCUGAAACCCGUGGACGCGCUGAGCGUCAACAGCGUCUUCUCACGAGCCAUCGAUCCACGUAUGUCCAGGAAUUCGUUACUUGUGAGGAAGUCCUUCAACAUCCAUGUCCGCGAGGGGGGGGUCCUCCGCUCUCCAGGGUUCCCGGACUCCUCCUACCCCCCGAGCGUGUACCUGCAGUGGAGGCUCCGGGCCGACCCCGGCCACCGCGUCCGGCUGGACUUCCACACCCUGAUCCUGGAGGACGACUGUCAGCAGGACUUCAUCAAGAUCUACGACUCGCUGGCGCCAAUAGAACUCCGCUCGCUGACAGAACAGUGUGGUUACCCUCACGGCUCUCUCUCCUUCCUGUCCUCUGGAAACGUCAUGCUGCUGACGCUGGUCACCAACGAGGAGAGGAACUUCCCCGGCUUCCAAGCAAACUACUCCCAGAUUCCUCUGACGGCACAAAAAUGUGGAGGAACCCUGGGCGGAGACAAAGGCUCCAUCUCUUCACCUUUCUUCCCCUCGAACUAUCCUCCAAAGACCUCCUGUGUCUGGAACAUCGAGGUCCCGGUGGAGAAGUUUGUGAAGGUUCAGUUCAGCAAGUUCCUCCUGGGAAAUCAAAGCGACCAGUGUCCUGACGAUUAUGUUCAAGUCGACAAUAAAAGGCUGUGUGGCAGGAAGUUAAAGAGCACAGUGAUCACCAGCCAGAGCAACACGAUGACCAUCAAGUUCAACUCGGACUCGUCCUACGUGGAUCAGGGUUUCACGGCCGAGUACGAAGCGUUCGUCCCCAACAAUCCUUGUCCGGGGAGGUUCCAGUGCACCAACAACCUGUGCAUCAACCAGACGCUGCAUUGCGACGGCUGGAACGACUGUGGAGACGGCAGCGACGAGGACAAAUGUGUGUGCGAUGCGGCUCAGAUGAAGUGUAAGAAUGGACGCUGUAAACCCAGGUUCUGGGAAUGUGACGGCACUGACGACUGUGGAGACCGGACGGAUGAAGAAAACUGUGAAAAGUGUAAACCAGGAGAGUUUUCCUGCAGAAACGGAAACUGCAUCCCAGAGAAGUCAAGGUGCAAUGGAGAAGACGACUGCUCCGACGGCUCGGACGAGUCCAAAUGUGAAAAAUCUCUGGUACUGCAGCAGUGUUCAGCGUUCACCUUCCGCUGUGGGAACGGACGCUGCAUCAGCAAACUGAACCCGGAGUGUGACGAGGAGCAGGACUGUGGGGACGGCUCGGACGAGGACAACUGUCAGUGCGGGACGAGGCCGUACAGGAGCUCGCGCAUCGUCGGAGGUCAGAUAUCGCGGGAGGGGGAGUGGCCGUGGCAGGUCAGCCUCCACAUCAAGGGCAAAGGUCACGUGUGCGGCGCCUCCGUGUUGAAUCACCGCUGGCUGCUGACCGCCGCUCACUGCGUCCAGGACAGUGGAUCAGACAAGUACUCUCAGCCUGACCAAUGGGAGGCCAUGUUGGGUCUGCACGUGCAGAGUCAGACCAAUGAGUGGACAGUGAGGAGGAACAUAAAGAGGAUCAUCGCCCACGAGGACUACAACCCCAUGACCUACAACAACGACAUCGCCCUGAUGGAGCUGGACAUGGACGUCACCCUCAACCAGAACAUCUGGCCCAUCUGCCUCCCCUCCCCCACCCACGACUUCCCAGGAGGCCAAGUGGCGUGGAUCACCGGCUGGGGCGCCACCAGAGAGGGAGGCUCGGUGGCCAUGGUCCUGCAGAAGGCCGAGGUCCGGAUCAUUAACGGCACCGUGUGUAAGAACCUGAUGAGCGACGAGGUCUCGGACGGGAUGCUGUGUGCCGGAGUCCUCAAAGGGGGCGUGGACGCCUGCCAGGGCGACUCCGGGGGUCCGCUGUCCGUCACGGGCCCCAGUGGGCGGGUCUUCCUGGCCGGACUGGUGAGCUGGGGCGACGGCUGCGCUCGCAGGAACAAACCCGGCGUCUACACCCGGAUCACCAGAUACCGCGAUUGGAUAAAGGAGCAGAGCGGAGUGUAGCCGCCGAGCAGCAGGCGGCCUCUGGUAUUAUACAACAGCAGGAGAACGUUCACUCUGAUGGUUUUUGAUCUUCUGGUUUCAAAGAUAAAAACUGAAAAAUGAUUCAUAUUCACAACAGAUGAUGAAACAUCAUUCAGUGAAACAACUACAUGUUGUGAACCAGGGAGGAUCACAACAUGGUUAAAAAGGUUAAGGUUUUGUUAUGAAUUUGUUUUUAAAGGAACAUUUGUCUGUUCCUCUCGAAACUCACUGGUGGUAAAUAAUGAUUUAAGCAUAAUUAUUUCCUUUUACACUUAGUAGUGUCAGAAUUCUUAUAAAUUGUGAGAAUCAAACCAAUGGAUUUGGAGGAUUCAUCACAUUCCAAAAUCUUCCUAAACGUUUCAAACAUAAAUCGAGUAUAAAUUGAUUUAUCAACUGGGCCUUUUGUAAUCUCUCCCAAAGAGAACUUAAGAAAUAAUGAAUGACUAUAAAGCAACGUCCACAGUUUAAUGAGUUUCAGUGAAGGGGUCCCUCAGGGAGCCGUCCUGGGUCCUAUGAUGAUUCAAACAACGAAUGUUAAAUACAAGAUUUUUUCCAAAGUUUUUACAUAAUAUCGAUAAUCAGGAGCAAAAAGUUAAAACAUAUUUAAAUUACCACUUUAAUGUUCUCUUAAGAACCCUCUUUAUGGUUUUCUACAGUAAAGAUGCUGCAAAAAAAAGUAAAAAAAUAUAUUUGAUAGUAUUUGUAUUAAUCGAUUUUUACUAGAUAGGAAUGUGAGUCCAACGUUCCCAUAAAAGUGUUUUAAUUGUUGUAGAGAACUUUUUUUUUUUAUGACAACUUUUCUAUUUUUUUAACCUUUGAGCUGAAAAGCCUUGAAGCAGCUUGUUGUCAUUACUGUUGUUGUUUAUGUCUGUGUGUUUUUGCUGAUUGUAUUUAUUUGUACAUUGUUGUAAAACAGCUGGUUUCACAUCUGUCUUUGCUUUAUGGCGUGAAACCCGACAUGUGGGCUGCGGAAUUAUGAGCAGUUUAAAAACAGGAUGAAAGAUUUGGAUUUGUUUUCUCAGGGUAUUCAUUUCUCUGCAGUGGCAUGUAUUCACCAGCAGAGGGAGCUCUCGUGUUACUCUUUUAUUCUUGGGGCCUGAUUAAGUUGUAGUUUAAUUUUGUUGGAAUUAAAAAUCAUUAAUUCAAAUUCAUGAUUCAACAGAGAGACUUAGGUGAAGUUAAUCCAAUGAAUCACUUUUAUUUAAGUUGAAACAAACCAGUGCUUCAGUUACAAAUACUUGUAUGAAGGUUAAUUUAUACAAAAGUAUAUGUUAUUUUUUUAUGGAAUUUAAUGUUUCACAUUUUCUAUAUUAACUGACAAAACUCAAACAAUAAAACCAUUUAC